AUGGUGUCCCUAUCACAGCGAAUGCGCAAACUCCAAACCAAACUCCUCGCGAUACGACUCGGACCGGGCGCCGUGGUGCUCCCCAAAGAAGUGAAACGGAUACACCUACGCUUUGCGCCUAAAAUCAAUGGAGGGCAUAUGGGACCUAGGAGGUUCUGGCGGCAAGAACUCAUUCGAUUAAAAUACCACAAUCCGGCAGUCGCCAUGACGGUCGAUCGAGACAUAGAACAAACCGAUCCAGCGACAAUGUCCGUACAUUUCGCGCCAGAGGAUGCGAGUCAAACAUCAGGAAGCGCGACAGCUUCGUCAGCGCCGUCAACACAGACGGAGAGGGUGGAGACGAUCAAUAUGAAGAAUUAUACCAAUUCUGAGAUAUUAGAUGCUUUGGUUCAGUUGACGAAGGCGUAUCCCGUGGAACCAACGCCUGAGGAGCGGGAAGAGUUGGCGAAGUUGGAGGAACAGAGGAGAAAGAGCGAGAAGGAUAGUAAGCUAUCACAAGAAGUGCGAGCGAGAGUGAAGAGGGAGAAGGAGUUGCUUGAGCAGGCUAGGGGAGAUGUUGCAACACAGGCUGCGUAG
This is a messenger RNA of Zasmidium cellare ATCC 36951, 576 nucleotides long. RefSeq lists its product as uncharacterized. Gene Ontology annotation, molecular function: structural constituent of ribosome. Gene Ontology annotation, cellular component: mitochondrion. NCBI's taxonomy places the organism in Eukaryota, Fungi, Ascomycota, Dothideomycetes, Mycosphaerellales, Mycosphaerellaceae. Bases 1 to 576 code for a protein of 191 amino acids. The record is from RefSeq and is a predicted model, not a curated record. The transcript is spliced from 2 exons.